Messenger RNA from Ceraceosorus bombacis, 2777 nucleotides. Lineage: Eukaryota; Fungi; Basidiomycota; Exobasidiomycetes; Ceraceosorales; Ceraceosoraceae. The record is from the annotation of a GenBank genome assembly.
AUGUCCCGCGCGCGGAAGGAGAGCACACUGGGGUUUGCUGGGCGGCCCAAGCUUCGUACAAAGUUCUACGCCAGCAUUGCAUCUCUAGCAGCCGGUGAGCAGCCUUGGGAGAUUCACAGCGAAGGUACAGGGCCGCUAGGCUCGUCACGUCGAGCAUCAUCAGCCAGCAACCUGGCUUCGUCGUCUGGUAAAGCCUCUGGCAAGGCACCCUCUGGCCCUCGACAGAGAUACUUUUUGGACCUCCUUUGUUUGCCCGUCGAACAGGCUACGCUUAGCGAGCUGUUGGAUCCGAUCAGUGCGAGAGCCCUUCUGUCUUCAUCCGGGACUGAUGCCGUUGUGCGAGACAAUAUUGGCAGCCUGUGGAGAGAGGCUAGUAGGGUGUGGAGAGAGGGAGACGCGACGAGGAGCAGCAACGCGGUCGAGGUGAGCGUCGAGCAGUCUCCACUGUAUGCGACGGCGCUGGACUCAAGUGCGAAGCCGCCUCCACACAGAUGCUGCACGGUAUCUCUGGUGCGAUCCUCUCCAAACGCUUUUCAAAUUAUGCGUUCGACGUCAUCCACGUCCUCGCUGGAGGGAUGGACGAAGCCGACAACGAAUUUGGUCUAUUAGUCACCGCCAUUGACGAUGCUCUCCAAGAGCCAAGCAAGCGCAAUCGUCAAGCGCGUUCGGAUGCCUUGUCCAGCGAGCAGUCCGAUGUGCAGCAACAGCGAAGAGUUCUGCAGCUUGCUAUCCUCUGGCUGUCACACGUCGGCUCCACAUCGUUAGCAGCGUAUUUCGCGGGGAAGCGUGACCUGUACGCUUCUUGUUCCUCCUAUCUCAGCCGAACCACUUCUCUUGGUGACGUCUACGACGCUGCCAUCCUCUUGGGCCUUCUAGCGUCUCUCGGACUCUCCUCUGGAGGCAGUGGUUUGAGCGGAGGAAGCGGCUCAGGAGCACAUGCCUAUGCACGUAGGAUGAGAGAUUGGGUGGACGAGGAGUGUAUGAUCGCCAUCAGCAAUGCUGCUGCUGCUUGUGCUGGCGAUGCAGUUGCAGCUUACGUGGAGCAAUUGGACGACUCGGCACCAUCCUUUGCGAGCAGUAUGAUCGGCGUUGCAAGCUUCAAGUGGCUUGUGCCCGUCACAUCAGGUGCCACUGGCGAGAAGGGCAGAGGAAAGGAGGGCGACUUUGGCCAUCUGUGAGUCGGUAGUGAAGCCUGAAAUUGAUCAGAUGAAAGGCUAAUUGACACCUUGAGGUGCCCUUUGUAGACCGCCAGCGCCUAUCGCGAUACUCCUGCCCGUGCUACUUUUGGCGCGCUCGAAUCCGCUCUUUGUUGACGUCUUGUUGCGCGACAAUGCGCAACCAAACACAACAGAAGCUGAUAGCAGUGACGGCGUCGCAAAGCUUGGUAAUCCUCAAUUGUCGUUUUCUUUACUCUCGCUCUCUACCUAUCUGGCUGUUCACAGCGCUUCCUCCAAGAGGGGACGAGCGUAUGCGCACGUGGGCCUCUUGCUUCUGAUCGCUUUCGCGGCUGAUCAAGCUUCAGGCACGGUCGCAUUGCUGCAGGAGCGAGAUGCGAGCCUCAUAGCCAACAGGAUACGAGUUUGUCGGCAGAAGCCGCCUCCUUUGCCAAUGCCAGUUGUCCCAAGAGACAGGCUGAUCCAGCCGACUUUAGACGCUGCUGUGCUCUUUCUGAGACACAACCUGAGCAGGAAAUUAGAUACUACAGGACACUUGUAGGUAGUCUGCCAAAGUUGAUUGACGUUCGGCGGUCAGCUCAUCUGACUCCGUCUUUGUCUGUGCCGGACCCCUCUAGACUAGCACUGAGACUGCUACGCGCGAGCAUUGCCUUGCUGGCUGGUCGCCGCGCUCGCAUACAUUACCAUUGGACAGAAGCUUGGCGAGCAACGCUGAGCUUGGCAAGCUUUACUCAGGGUAGACACGCAGAAUUGAGAAGCGGAGAUUGUAAAGAGAUUGGAAAGAGUGUGAGUCAUCAGCGAGUGAUUUGAGGCGCGAAUCACUGUUGCUGAUCCUCGCCAUUCCAUGGCACACAGGUCAUUGCGACUUUGGCUUUGGCGUUGCUGCGCUCUGACGAGUACUUGCCCUCUCCAAAAGAAGUGCAGCAGCUUCUGUACGAAGUCGUGCGGUCUAGUCUCGCCAUUAGGAAACUUGUGGCUCUGAUAGGUGGUGGGGCCUCAGAUGCCGCUUUGAACCCUCAAAGUUCGCCAAUCACGUCGCCUUCCUCUUAUAGCAACGGUACGGAUAAUGCGGGCUACUUUGACACGUCCGCGUUGGGCUCGAACGUGGUCCAGCCGCACGAUCCCGGGCUCCAUGCUCGCGUUCCAGGGUGGAAGAUCGUAGAGCGCGUACUUCUGGCCGUCGAAGCGCGCGUGGAAGAAUGGGGACAAUCUAAGAUGCGAGGAGGUGCAACAUCGACGGGGCUCGCAAGCUUGAGAGGUCUGGGAGCAGCAAUCGGUCUCGCUUCUCCCUCGAAGACCUCAGGCGGAGAGAUCGGCACUAGCAGCGCAAAUAGCACGCCUAUCGCAACAACACCCAAAGCGAGCCCUUCCGGAGGUACCGCUCCAGCGCCGGACAUCAAGACGAUCUUUAGCCUUCUGGGCAGUAUAGAUUUGGAGGCUCUGCUCGUGGGAUCCAGCGCAAAUCAAUCUGCUCAGCGCGGCAGAGAUGAGGAUCUAGCAGGAUCGGACGAGUGGCUCGACAGUGUGGAGACUCAGGUACACGUCGAGGUCCUUAGAGAAGCAGUCAAUGAGGAUGUCAGAAUUCUCAUCACGCCCAAGUAG